UAUACAAAAUUUCUUUCCUUUUGGUUGAAGACGAUGAUGCCAAAUCCAAAACAAAUACAAACCAUCAAUGGAGUUGAAGAUGAAGACACAGAGAUUAGCAUUUUCGAUGCCCAGAGAUACUUCAACGAAACCAACACCACCGAUGCAAGAUUGUGUAAAAGAAUUUCUCCGGUGAAGGAUCCUCUUUCAUCGGAGCUCCGCUGUGAUAUUCCCGCCUCGACGUUAGCCGGUCGAUUCUCGGCGGCUGCCGAUGGGUAUGGUUAUGGCACGAGCCACCGUGCUCGUUCCUUCCAUGCAACACCAACGGCUUCAUCUGAGGCUAGUUGGAAUAGCCAGACUGGUUUGUUAUCGAAUCCACUCGGCGCUGACAUGAAGACUCCUAAAAUAUCCGAUCGAAAGACAAAAGGGUGUGGUAAAAUGAAGUGGCUUUGGGGUCGGAGGUGUCCGUGCUCCGGCAAGAAGUCCGUUCAAGUCGAGCACGAAACACCCUCGGGUUCGAAUCAGAAACACAAUAUCAGACACCAUGAUCAGAUACUAUUAGCCUGUAAUCCUCACAGGAUCUCAGCGGAUAAUAUUCAGUUUCGUUCCGGCUUAGAACACCGUGUGAUUGCUUCGGCAACCGCAAGACGGCCGAUGAUAAGCGACGGCUCCAAUGGUACUACUGCCGUCGGUUUCACGUUUGGCUCCAAUGGUACUACUGCCGUCGGUUUCACGUUUCCAAUACUCAACCAACAUGAUAGAAACCCUAAUUCACUCGAUGAUCACAACGAUCCACCUCGAGCCUCGUUGGAGGUGUUCAGACCAGCCGACGAUGUAGUUGGCAGCGAUACCAGCUCGGACUUGUUCGAAAUUGAGAGCUUUUCGGCGUCGAAUCCACCGUACCACCGCCGGGAUUCGUUGGACGAGGCGUCCAACUUCAACAUAAUAAGAUCGAUAGGAGCUUCUGGCAAUGUCUCGGGGUUCAGCUGCACCUAUUCGCCGAUGACCGCCGAGUGUUACGAACCGAGCGAGGCGAGCAUAGAGUGGAGCGUGACGACGGCGGAAGGGUUCGAGAGAGGAUUGGAAGCGGAGGAGAUGAUGAACAUGAACAUGAGGGUUGGCAAUGGUGGUGGUGGUGGGAGGAAGAGAUCGGGGUUGUUGAGCUGUCGGUGCGAGAAGGCGGUGAACGUGGGGCCAAAUCCGGUAAAGUACGUGCCCCCUCACGGACAGGCAGCGGCCUCAUCAAAGCAUGUGGCCAAUGUGAACAAACCACCGCUUGCCCCUUUGUCUCUGCCUUUUGGUGCAUAAUACAUCUUUUCUCUUCUCUAUUAUUUCAUAUAUUUUGUGUGCUCUUUCUUAAUUGUCUUACUUUAAAAUAAGCGUAAAAACUAUACUUUUUUUCUCAAAUAGAUGUUCAAAUUUUUUUAAUCA
Hibiscus syriacus is the source of this 1410-nucleotide messenger RNA. RefSeq names its product protein PHYTOCHROME KINASE SUBSTRATE 4-like. The record is from RefSeq and is a predicted model, not a curated record. NCBI's taxonomy places the organism in Eukaryota, Viridiplantae, Streptophyta, Magnoliopsida, Malvales, Malvaceae. Gene Ontology annotation, biological process: phototropism.